AUGCCUAGUUCUUCAACAAAAUCUUCUAUCAUGGCAGGCAUGCUUAUCUCAGGUGUAUGCAAUACUAUCCUAAACAAGUUCCAAGAUAUGCAAUGUGUUCGUAACUGUGAGGAUUCUAACCCAAAAAACAGAGUUUACUUUGAACAACCUAUUUGGCAAACACUCAAUAUGUUUGUGGGUGAAUUUGCUGUUUGGUCAGUGUAUCUCUAUCAACUUUAUCAACAAAAACGACUGGCACCUGCUCCUCCUUCAGCCGUGAAUCAAUUAGACGCUGCUGCCGUAGUUGAUGAAGUCGAUCAACAAAUUACUAAAGUAGAACAAGAUUUGCCUGAACUAAAGGGUUGGAAAGCCUUAUUAUUUUGGAUCCCAACACUAUGCGAUUUGGCCGGAACAACUGUAAUGAAUGUGGGUCUUCUUUUGAUUUCUGCAAGUGUUUAUCAAAUGCUGCGUGGUGCCGUUGUUAUCUUUACUGGUUUAUUUAGUUACUUGUUCUUGAAUCGUCGUUUACGUAACUACGAAUGGAUUUCCCUUAUUAUGGUUGUGGUAGGUGUUGGUAUUGUGGGCCUUUCUUCUGUUCUUUUCCCCCAAAAGAAACCAGAUGCAGCCUCUUUACUUGAAGAACCAGUCGACUAUUCUUCUCUUUUGGGUGUUGGUUUGGUAUUGGGUGCUCAGUUGUUUACUGCAUCUCAAUUUGUGAUUGAAGAAAAGAUUUUGGUUCGAUACAAGGUAACUCCCUUGAAGGCUGUUGGUCUUGAAGGCUCUUUUGGUCUCAUUUCUGUCUUGACUGCCAUGCCUAUUCUCCAUCUUGUUUUGAGUAAGCAGCAUCCUUCUUUUGAUAUCGUUCAAGGCUACCAUGACUUUUUUGAUAACCCUACUGUCUGGCAAACUGGUUUAGCCAUCAGUUGUUCUAUUGCUUUCUUUAAUUGGUUUGGUCUCUCCAUUACUUCCGCUGUCUCUGCUACUGCCAGAAGCACAAUUGAUGCAUGCAGAACACUUUUCAUCUGGAUGGUGUCUCUUUAUUUGGGUUGGGAACAAUUCUCCUGGAUUCAAGUCGUUGGUUUUGUUGUAAUGGUCACUGGUACCUUUUACUUCAACGGUGUUCUUAAGUGGCCUUUUGUUAAGGAGGAAGAAAGCGAACACAGUGAACGCACUCCUCUUUUAUCUCAUGAUGAGUAA
Messenger RNA from Gilbertella persicaria, 1176 nucleotides. RefSeq lists its product as uncharacterized. NCBI's taxonomy places the organism in Eukaryota, Fungi, Mucoromycota, Mucoromycetes, Mucorales, Choanephoraceae. The transcript has 6 exons. Gene Ontology annotation, cellular component: Golgi membrane; intracellular membrane-bounded organelle. Gene Ontology annotation, biological process: pyrimidine nucleotide-sugar transmembrane transport. The record is from RefSeq and is a predicted model, not a curated record. The coding region runs from base 1 to 1176 and encodes 391 amino acids. Gene Ontology annotation, molecular function: pyrimidine nucleotide-sugar transmembrane transporter activity.